This is a messenger RNA of Myxocyprinus asiaticus (Chinese sucker), 6024 nucleotides long. RefSeq names its product myosin VC (gene myo5c). The transcript has 41 exons. Gene Ontology annotation, biological process: actin filament organization; vesicle transport along actin filament. Gene Ontology annotation, molecular function: ATP binding; actin filament binding; microfilament motor activity. Gene Ontology annotation, cellular component: myosin complex; vesicle; cytoplasm. The coding region runs from base 125 to 5362 and encodes 1745 amino acids. NCBI's taxonomy places the organism in Eukaryota, Metazoa, Chordata, Actinopteri, Cypriniformes, Catostomidae. The record is from RefSeq and is a predicted model, not a curated record.
UUGACCCACUGACUUAGCAGGUGCUGUGGUGAAAAAGUUACUAGUAUGAAUAUCAGUUUCGUUUGCAAAUGUCAUGAGAAGAACCUGAAAGAAAUCUGUGUCAAGUGACGGGGCUCCUGUUGCCAUGGCUUUGUCGGAGUUGUACACAAAGUAUAACAGGGUGUGGAUUCCUGACGCGGAACAUGUGUGGAAAUCCGCGGAGAUUUUAAAAGAUUUCCAACCGGGAGACAAAGAGCUGGAAUUACAGCUGGAGGAUGGAACGGAGUUGCAGUAUCCUCUGGAGGGGGGUGAGAAGUUGCCACCCCUUCGUAACCCGGACAUACUGGUGGGUGAGAAUGACCUCACUGCUCUCAGUUACCUCCACGAGCCGGCCGUGCUUCACAACCUCAAAGUUCGAUUCGUCGAGUCCAAAAUUAUUUACACAUAUUGUGGAAUUAUCUUGGUGGCAGUAAAUCCAUACAAGCAGCUCCCCAUCUAUGGAGAUGCGGUCAUCCAUGCAUACUCUGGGCAAAACAUGGGAGACAUGGACCCUCAUAUAUUUGCUGUGGCAGAAGAAGCCUACAAACAAAUGGCCAGGAAUAACAAGAAUCAGUCCAUCAUCGUGAGUGGCGAGUCAGGAGCUGGAAAGACCGUAUCUGCUCGGUACGCUAUGAGGUAUUUCGCUAUGGUCAGCAAGUCUAGCAGCAACACACGGGUGGAGGACAAAGUUUUGGCAUCCAACCCCAUCACUGAGGCAAUUGGAAAUGCCAAAACAACCAGAAAUGAUAAUAGCAGUCGAUUCGGAAAGUACACUGAGAUCAGCUUUGACAAAAGAUACCAAAUCAUUGGCGCUAACAUGAGGACAUACCUCCUGGAAAAGUCAAGAGUUGUGUUUCAGUCUGAGAAUGAGAGAAAUUAUCACAUCUUUUACCAAUUGUGCGCCUGUGCAAAUCAACCAGAGUUCAAAACCUUAAGACUGUUGAGUGCCGACAAAUUUAAUUACACUUGCAUGGGUGGUGAGAUAGAGAUCGAAGGUGUGGAUGAUUGCGCUGAUAUGGCAGAAACACGCAGAACCUUCAGUCUUCUGGGUCUCAAGGACAGUUUUCAAGCUGAUGUGUUUAAGGUGCUUGCAGCAAUUCUACACUUAGGAAAUGUUGUCAUCAAGGCUAAUAACUCUGACAAAUCAUCUAUCAAUUCCAGUGACCCUCACUUGGCCAUAUUCUGUGACCUGAUGGGCGUCAAAUUAGAAAACAUGUGCCAAAGGCUAUGUCAUCGGCGGAUCGUUCUAUCAGCGGAGACUGUAGUCAAACCUCAGCCCAAGGAGCGGGCCAUCAACGCCCGUGACGCCUUGGCCAAACACAUCUACGCCUACCUUUUCGACUGGGUCAUCCACAAAAUCAACCAGGUGCUACUGGUGCCCGGGAAGCAACAUUCAUUUAUUGGGGUGUUGGAUAUUUAUGGAUUUGAGACCUUUGAUGUUAACAGUUUCGAGCAGUUCUGCAUUAACUACGCCAAUGAAAAGCUGCAACAACAGUUUAACAUGCAUGUAUUUAAACUGGAGCAGGAGGAGUAUAUGAAAGAGGACAUUCCAUGGACGCUGAUUGAUUUCUAUGACAAUCAGCCUGUCAUCGAUCUCAUCGAAGCUAAGAUGGGUAUUCUGGACCUUCUGGAUGAGGAGUGUCUGUUCCCUCAAGGCACUGAUAAAAACUGGCUACAAAAACUCUACAAUUUUCUUGGCUCAAAACCGCUGUUUGAGAAACCCCGUUUGUCCAAUGACUCUUUUUUGAUCCAGCAUUUUGCUGAUAAGGUAGAAUACCAGUGUAAAGGUUUUCUGGAGAAGAAUCGAGACACUCUUUAUGAAGAGCUUGUCGACAUCAUGCGCACUAGUCAGUUUGCUCUCUUGGCAGAAUUCUUUCAAGUUGAAGAACGGAAUUCUGGGCACAAAAAUGUCAAAGUGACACCAGCACAACCCAAAGUUAAAGCUUCAAACAAACAGCUGAGAACCACAGUAGGAGAUAAGUUUCGGAGUUCCUUGUAUCUGUUAAUGGAGACACUGAAUGCUACCACACCUCAUUAUGUGCGCUGUAUCAAACCAAAUGAGGAGAAAAUAUCAUUUGAGUACGACUCAAAGCGUGUGGUACAGCAGCUGAGAGCCUGCGGUGUGUUGGAGACAAUCCGCAUCAGUGCUCAGAGUUACCCAUCCAGGUGGACGUAUAUCGAGUUUUACAGCCGUUACAGUAUUUUGAUGAGCCAGUCAGAGCUGAAGUUGGGAGAAAAGAAGCAGACGUGUAGGACGGUUCUACAGAGACUCAUUCCUGAUUCCGAUCAGUACAAGUUUGGACGGACAAAGAUCUUUUUCCGAGCGGGGCAGGUGGCAUACCUGGAGAAGCUCCGUUUGGAUCAUCUCCGUGCAGCAUGCGUGACCAUCCAGAAGCAUGCAAGGGGCUGGAGACAGAGGCGCAGAUUCCUCCAUAUGAGGCAAGCAGCCAUCACCAUCCAACAGUACGUCCGCGGCAAGAAACAAAUCAGAUGCACCGUGACAGCUCAGGCGUUGAAGCAGGGCUGGGCAGCUAUAGUGAUUCAGAGACACUGUCGUGGGUAUCUGAUACGGAGGGUGUACCAGCUCAUCCUGAUCGCUACAAUCACAGUACAAGCCUUUACAAGAGGGUGGAUGGCCCGCAAGAACUACAGAAAGAUGGUUGCGGAACACAAGGCUCUGGUUCUUCAGAAGUACACGCGUGCUUGGCUGGCCCGCAGGCGGUUUCAGACCAUGCGCAGGCUGGUCCUAAACGUUCAGCUCUCGUACAGAGUACAACAGCUUCGCAAGAAAGUGGAAGAACAGAAUAAAGAGAAUUGUGGUCUUUUGGAACGACUCGCCAGUGUGUCAAACGCACGUGCUCAAGGAAUAGAAAAGGUUCUGACUCUGGAGGCGGAGCUUUGCAAACUAACUAAUGAGAGGGCGGCUUUAGAGGAGAGGGAGAGAAAAAACAUAGAAGAGGCCAAUCAGGCAAUCGCUCUGCUUCAGAAUGAUAAAGGGAAACUUACUCAAAUGAAUAAGGCUUUGGAGCAGAAACUGAGUGAUACGAGCCAACAGAUGCAAGAUCACUUUGAGGAUGUGAAGAGAAAACUGAUGGAAGAUUUAGAAAGAGAGGAGAGACUUAGGAAGGUGGCAGAGCACAACAGUGAACUCCAGAAAGAAGACUUGGAUAAAGAGAUCGUGACACUGAAAGAAGAGAAUCGGCGACUGAAAGAAGAACGGAUCAGACUGCAGACGCAGGUUGAAGAGGACAAGCAGCUCAAUGCAGAAAUGCAAGAACAACUGGUGCAGCUCACCAAACAUGUCAAGAUCAUACCAGAUCUACGAAAGGAAAUUAACAGUCUUCAGAUGCAGAAAGCUGAAGCCGAUAAAAACAUGAAAGAUCAGAGUCAACAAGUCAGAGCUAAGAUGAGUUUGAUUACACGGCAGCUGCUUGGUGAAGCCGUAGAGGAAGCGCUCAUUCACAGGCUGAAUGAAGAAUCAUUAGAUAGUGACGUCGGAGAUGAUCUUCUCUCUGCUUUUGACAGAAUGGAGAAAGCUGCUAAAGUGAUGGAGACUCAACUGGGGGAACAGAAAGAAGCUUACGAGAGUCAGAUGGAAGUGUUGGUUUUUAAAAACGAACAUUUAAACAAAGAGAACGAGCAACUUCAAGCCCUCUUUCAGGAGAAGAGUGAUGUCAACCACAGCAUCGGACAGGAAGUGGCCCGCCUCACUGCUGAGAACAUGGUGAUUCCAGAACUGAAGCAGCAAGUUUCAGAACUGACCCGUCACAAACACGAACUGGAGACCCAGAUACAAGAUCAGAGUACUGACAUGACCGCCAAAAUGAAGGAGUUAUCGAAUCAGCUUCAGCUCACUGUUGAAAAGGAGCGAUUGCAGUGCAGGCUCCUGGAGGAGAGGAUUACAGAGAGUGAGAGAAGAGGAGAAGAGCUGGAGAGACAGAUUUUGGACCUCCAAGAAGAGAACGAGAAGCUGCAGAAAACUCAGCUCACAGAGAAUGAAGCCAAGAACAGACUGAGACAAGAGACAUCACGCCUCACAGCUGAGAACAUGGACUUUGAGGAGCAGUUAGAUAUGAAGGACAGACUGAUAAAGAGACUCCAAGACCAAAUCAAAUCUCUUCAAACAUCUGAGACAGCCAAUCAGAGAGCAGCACCAGCAGUGCCCAAAGAAUACUUGGGCAUGUUGGAAUACAAGAAGGAAGAUGAAAGCAGGCUGGUCCAGACUCUCAUAAUGGAGCUGAAACCUCGUGGUGUGGUUGUGAAUAUGAUCCCUGGUCUGGCUGCUCAUCUCCUCUUCAUGUGUGUAAGACAUGCUGAUUAUCUCAACGACGGAAACAAGCUUAAAUCCCUCAUGCAUGCCAUUAUCAAGGCCGUCAAAGAUGUUGUAACGGUGCACCAAGAGGAUUUUGAAAUUCUGUCCUUCUGUCUCUCAAACACAUAUCACUUUCUCAACUGCCUCAAACAGUACAGUGGUGAUGAGGAGUUCAUUAAGCACAACACUCCACGUCAGAAUAAGAACUGCCUGAAGAACUUUGACCUGUCAGAGCACAGGCAGGUCCUCAGCGAUCUGGCCAUCAACAUCUACCAUCAGUUCAUCAGCGUGAUGGAGGACACGCUCUUUCCUAUGAUUAUUCCAGGGAUGUUGGAGCACGAGAGUCUCCAGGGGAUCUCCAGCAUGAAACCCACCGGCUUCCGUAAGCGCUCAAGCAGCGUGUACGAGGACGGUGAGGGCCACAGCAGUGGUGAGCCGCUCAGCGUGACGUCCAUCUUGCAGCAGCUCGCCACAUUCCACACCUGCAUGGCACAGCAGGGCAUGGAGCCACAGCUGCAGAGUCAGGUCAUCAGACAGAUGUUCUACCUGAUCGGAUCCACUUCAGUCAACAGCAUUCUGCUGAGGAAAGACCUGUGCUCCUGUCGCAAGGGCAUGCAGAUCAGGUGUAACAUAAGUUACCUGGAGGAGUGGCUGCGAGAGAAGGGUCUGCAGAGCAGCUGUGCCAUGGAAACUCUCGGACCACUGUCACAGAUCGCAUGGCUUCUUCAGGUCAACAAAACUACAGAUGAGGACGCAGCUGAAAUCAAGCAGAGAUGCUCCGAGCUCUCGCCUGUACAGAUUGUGAAAAUUCUUAACUCUUACACACCCAUUGAUGAUUUCGAAAAACGAAUCACUCCAUCCUUUGUCCGGAAGGUGCAGGCAUUGCUGCAGGAGCGUGAGGGGUCGUCUCAGCUGAUGAUGGAUGCACAGUAUCGGUUCCAGGUGACUUUUCCGUUCUGCUCCUCACCACAAGCCCUGGAACUCCUACAGGUGCCCAGCAGCCUCCGUCUGGGCUUCGUCACUCGCAUAUGACCUGUGACCUUUGCCCCCUCACAUUGUGAUAUUAUUUACAAUUGGUCUUUUCAUGAUAGAAUAGCUAUCCGAUCUGUUGAAAAGCAUGAAGUGACUAAGGGAAAAUACCGCCUCUGAAUGCUGACAUAAAUAUAUUAUAUAAACUUUGCAGUGUAACUGAAUAGUGGUAACACUUUAAAAUAAGGUUUAAUUUGAUAACAUUAGUUAAUACACCAUGAACUAACAAUGAACAAUUGUAUUUUUAUUAACUAACAUUAACAAAGAUUAAUAAAUGCUGUAAAAAAUAUAUUGAUAAUUGUUUGAUACCUAAUGCAUUAACUGUAAAGUGUUACCUGAAUUGUUAAUAUAAACAUAUUAAAGCUAAUUAUAAUAAUUGCACACUUUUUUAUAUAUAUUGUUUAUUUUUUAGUGUAUUUACAAUCAUAUGUGCUCUAUUUAAUAAUGUGAAGAGCUUCUUUGAUUUUAAUCAUUUUUGUACCCCAUAGUUUUUUACAAGAUCGAAUGUGAACAAACAUGUUAUGAACAUACACACAUUUCAGUAACCCAAACCAACCUCGAAUAGUUCAUUCCCCUCUUGUAAUUCCUAAUAAGUGUUGUUACAUUGUUCUCCCAUUGCAUUUUUUAUAAAUCACAUAAAAUAAAUCAAUAAACUCAACUGCCAA